This is a messenger RNA of Lepisosteus oculatus (spotted gar), 1769 nucleotides long. The record is from RefSeq and is a predicted model, not a curated record. Lineage: Eukaryota; Metazoa; Chordata; Actinopteri; Semionotiformes; Lepisosteidae.
CGGGAGUCUAGUGGAGACUUGUCGGACGGGUACCCAGUACAAAUUCAGCGGUGUUGUUCACUCUUAGCCUGACAACCUCAGCGGGUUGGGUCAGUAAUUUAGUCUUGUUGCUUCUUAGUGGAGACCGGCCGAUCACGGGUUUUGACUGUCCCGUCUGCUCAAGCAAACGUGCUUGACACACAGUAGCGAGGUUCGGUCUUUGGAUUUAACAAUACCCGGUGUGUUAUAACUACCGCGGUAUGUGCCUGAGGAAGAGAUGGUGUCCAGUCCUGCGGUGAUUCUGCUCUUGAUUAACGUGUUUUUUGUCUCAUCAUGUGUCGGUAGUCCUGUUCGGAAAUGCUCUGGCGACGUGUGUUCGGAGCGGCCGCCUGUAGUUCUGAUCCCGGGUGACCUGGGAAACCAGCUGGAGGCCAAGCUGGACAAGCCCAGUGUGGUGCACUAUGUCUGCUACAAGAAGACGGAGGACUACUUCACUCUCUGGCUGAACCUGGAGCUUCUUGUCCCUUUCGCCAUCGACUGCUGGAUUGACAACAUACGGUGAGAGCGAUCCUGAGGCCGUCCUCUCACUAGGGGCCCAUACAAAACCCUGGUAAUCUGUGGAAGGUUAGGCCACGACAGCGCAUACACUGGCUAAUGUUAGGAACUACCACUGUGUGACACUAGGCCUCUGCAAGCGGAAGGGACAGCUCUAACAGGACAUUGUCCAUGUUUUGUAGAUCCUGAACCAUUUGUAACCCAGUCCCACCCCAUUCUGCUACUGCUCAUUGCCUGCUACUGGCACUGUCCUUUGUGGUUGCUAACAGUUUGGCUGUUGAUUGAAGAAGUAUUUGGUUGCUUUGUCCACAGUAUUUAUACUGUGUUUUACAGCAGACGGUAAAUGUACCAGACAGAUUUACUGGUUAGUUGCUAGAGUAGUUCCACUGUAACUUUCGGUGUGGUCAUGUUUUGUCAACCGUGAUGGAAGUCUGUUGCAAAAGAACAACAACAUACCAAAGGUAUUUCAGGCAGUGAUGUAAUACAGGCCUGAUAUGUCACCAGAUAUGUGGAGAUAGUUGUGGUCUGAAAAAAAUAACCCCGCCUGCCCGUUGCCAGAUGGGAGAUGGGAUUAUCUGCACAUCUAUGCUGUUUCAUAAUAACUGAUGCUGUCUAGCCAUGCAAUAAAUCUGGUUUGCUUUCUCUGAGUCGCUGGUAUCAGUUUUCUACGGUGUCCUGAAGUGAAAAUUAAUUUGUAAGGUUAUCUAACGCAGGCUUUGUACAUCGUAAUAAUGCCUUGCCUGUGCUAUAUUUCAUCAUCUUUCAGAAUAUAGGUUUUCGAUUUCUUAUAUCUGCUGUAAUUCUCUGUAGCUUUUCAUAUUUACCAGUUCUAAAAUCGAUACUGUGUUAUCUGUGUGAUGCAGAGGCUCAUUUCGUUCUGUUCUCUCGGAAUUUGCACAGCAGCUUGCAGAUGGUCAGAUAGUUCCCCUAUUUUUGGCUGAUGUGUACAUCUGGGCUUGUCUUUUGCAAUCUGUCGUCACCCAGGCCAGUACUCAACCACUUAUAAAGAUCUGAUGUGAAUCAUGACCACAGUGCUCCUAUGGAAAAACAUUGUUGGUUGGCGUUGUCAGAGUGUCUUCAAAAAUGCACAAGUAAAUUAUUCUCGCCUGUUCAUGUUUACACUUAAAAACUUUUCAUACUUCAUAAACCUCUGUUAUAAUUUAUUUUAGGCACAACAAUCUAUCCGCAGAGUAUCUCGGUCCAAUUCACUAUAUUAAAACCCUUCUUUUUGUCAG